AUGCCUCACCGUGAGGAUGCCUUCGAGAUUGAUGACAAGGACUCUCGAAUCGUCUCAUUUAACGAGAAACAAACAGACUACGAGGUAUUUUCCUAUAAAAGUCUUCGGAACCUGAAGAAAAACGUUAGACUCCUUAAGAUAUUACCGGGAGACCACUCCAACCCCAACGUCUACUGUCAGCUCUUCGAAGCAGAGAUAGGCGACGAUGGCGUCUACAUGCCCUCCAAUGACCCGACCAAAAGCACACCUCGCAAGAUAGAAUAUGAAGCCCUCUCUUGGUGCUGGCCACAAGACGGGAAACAAGACCACCAGAUUCUGCUACAGACCGAGGACCAAGUCCAGCGCAAGCGCGCGUCGGACGAGCUCGUCUGGGCACUCAAGUACCUGCGCUACCCAGAUAAAAGUCGCAACCUGUGGAUUGACGCGAUAUGCAUCGACCAAGACAAUACAUCAGAGCGAAACCACCAAGUCGAAAACAUGGCCAAGAUCUACAGCUUCGCAGAGCGUGUGUGCGUCUGGCUUGGAAAGGCCACCGACUCCAGCAAGCUAGCCAUCAAAUUCAUCAAAGAGGAGAUCAUGCAGCUGCAGAACUUCGAUGAACUGUGUGCGAACGAUAAGAAUGCCGAGAAGUGGCAGUGUCUCCUGACUUUGAUGCAGCGUCGAUGGUUUUCACGGCGGUGGGUGGUCCAGGAGAUUGCUCUGGCGAAGCAGGCCACUGUCUACUGUGGUCCAGACACAAUUCCCUGGAAGGACUUUGCUGUCGCUGUAGAGCUCUUCGUGGAGGUGGAAACGGCGACUCAUCGGUUGUCUGAAGUCAUGCAAAAGGACCCGCGGUUCUAUCACGUCCCUGGAUGGUUCGAGUACGUCUCGGAGCUGGGGGCUAGUCUCCUCGUGCAGGCCACUGGAAAGGUGUUCCGCGAUAGAAAGACGGGCGACAUCUUGAACAACAGGGAGGUUGACAUAUCAUCAAGGCGGCCGUUGCUCAGUCUCGAAUACUUAGUAUCAAGCUUGUCAACAUUCGAUGUGACCGAGCCACGGGAUGUCGUCUAUUCGCUCUUGGCAAUUGCCAAGGACACAACGCCAUAUGCAGCCGAUGAGGGACCGGAGAUCCCUCAUGUCAAGACACAGAAGGCACUUGAGCAUUGGACUGAACGGAAAAGGUAUGUGGUCGACUACCAACGCUCGUACACAGAGGUCUGCAAGGAUUUCAUCAAGUUCUGUAUCACAACAUCCGAACCGUCUCGUGCUGUCGACAUCAUUUGCCGGCCUUGGGCCCCUGAGCCCAAAGCGACUCAGAAUAUACAGACCGGUGUCAGAGAGGAAAUGCCUCCACUGCCGUCAUGGGUGCCACAGCUAACGGGUGCACCAUUUGCAAUGUUUCCGACCUCUGGCAGGACAGGCCCAAACAUGUCAAGGAAAAAUGCCGACACUCUAGUAGGAAUGCCGAUGCUAGGUCAACGUAGUUACAAUGCUGCUCUAACAAGGGGCGUCGACUUAGACGCUUUGUCCUGGAGAGACCGAAUGAACAUGGAGAGCAAUCCACAUUUCAGCAUGUAUAUCAAGGGCUUCGUUUUGGAUGAGAUAUCUGAUAUCGAAAGUGCCUCUCAGAACGGCGCGAUCCCUGAAGAGUGGCUUCAGCUAGCAAACUGGGAAACACCUCGCAAAGCGAACAAGGACGAGCCACCGCCAGAGUUCUGGCGCACUAUAGUUGCCGAUCGUGGACGAGAUGGGCGAAAUCCGCCAGUAUACUAUGCGAAAGCAUGUAAAGAGUCUGUCAUUAAAGGCGGUAUUGGUGGUGGCGCGGUCAACACUGGAGACUUGAUACACAACGAGCGAAACUCCAUCAUUGCCCAAUUCUGCCGCAGAGUACAAGCAGUGAUAUGGAACCGCUCGUUGAUCAAGACGAAGGCUGGCCACCUUGGUAUUGCUAACAAGAAUGCCAAGGUCGGCGAUAAAAUCUGUAUCUUAUAUGGCUGCAGCGUCCCGGUCGUCUUGAGACAAUGCCCUGAACCUAAGACGGAAGAGCAAAUCAAGGAGGAGGCAAGCUAUGAUAGGCUCUAUGCAGUGGAAAAGGCUUUGGUAGCAGGACAGCGUCGAUCAAAAAGGGUAGAAGAGCGGAAGCAACACUACCGUGAAAGAUGCGAAGAGUCGGAGAGGAUGAAAGAGGUAAUUGAAGACAAAGAGAGAAGACAGCGUGGGAGACCAAUGCCGAAACUAAAUCCUAAGGAGAAAGAAAUAUUAGAAUGGAAGGAUGAAGUUCCGCGCCAAACGCGUGAUCUGGAGGAAAGACUUGAAGCAGAGCUGGAUGACAAGAUGAGAAAUGAGCUCGAAGUCUGGUUAAGGAUGCAGUCAAAGAAGGAAUCCCAACCGACGAUGCCUCCGGGAGAGCAAGAUCUGCUUCGGCGCGUUCAAACGCAGCCUCCAGCUGCACAACCCCCUAGUGUGCCUAAUCAGCAAGUCAACGGUACCCGACAGACCGCAGGAAGCGAGCCGAAUGGCGAUGUUCCUCGAAACAGAGACAAUGGGCGGAGCAAGAGGAUUCGUCUCAGUGAAAUGGGCGAGGCGGACCGUCACCAUGCUAUCAAGGAGAGCAAGUGGCGCCUACAGGAGCGUAAGAAAGCGUCCGAGAAACGAAAGGCUACUGUCGAAGAGAUCCUUGACGAUCAUCGAGUUGGAAAAAAGAGAUCGGGUGAAGGGAAGAAGAACGCGCAGCCUAAUCGAGAAGAUGAUAAAUGGUUCUAUACCUUCCUCGGAGAAUGUUAUAUUCACGGAAUGAUGGAUGGCGAAGCAAUGGGCUAUUUUAACAACAAUGGACUUCACUCUAGUGUAUUUGAAAUGCGAUGA
Molecule: messenger RNA, 2844 nt
Organism: Phaeoacremonium minimum UCRPA7
Lineage: Eukaryota; Fungi; Ascomycota; Sordariomycetes; Togniniales; Togniniaceae
Product: putative ankyrin and het domain protein
Exons: 1
Coding region: 1-2844 (947 amino acids)
Source: RefSeq, a predicted model, not a curated record